Molecule: messenger RNA, 1461 nt
Organism: Hemiscyllium ocellatum (epaulette shark)
Lineage: Eukaryota; Metazoa; Chordata; Chondrichthyes; Orectolobiformes; Hemiscylliidae
Product: ras-like protein family member 11A
Exons: 4
Coding region: 143-865 (240 amino acids)
Molecular function (GO): GTP binding; GTPase activity
Source: RefSeq, a predicted model, not a curated record
CGCCAGACGUUUUGAGUGGACCUACGUGGGGCUGGUGCAGUUCUGUGAGUUGUUGAUUGUACCAAACCUGGUCAGAGAAGAGCUGCAGCCUCAGUUAAUCUCUGCAAUUCCAUCGAGUUGCCGGAACACUGCCAGGGGACCCAUGCGUUUUUAUAAUAUGUCGACGAACUUACUGUUGGUUCCAAUCCCGGAGUCAUGCGACAAUGUGAUGAACAGAGACAUCAAGAUUGCAGUUUUAGGGUCAAGUACUGUUGGGAAAACAGCAUUGAUUGUCCGGUUCUUAACGAAGAGAUUUAUUGGGGAUUAUGAAUCAAAUACAGGAAAUCUUUAUUCAAGACUGGUUCAUAUUGAAGGAGAGCAGCUUUCAGUCCAAGUGCAAGACACACCUUGUGUCCAGGCUCAAGGAGAGUGUGCACGUUUUCCUGACCUUGUCUCCAGGUGUAUUCACUGGGCUGAGGGAUUUAUCUUGGUGUAUUCAAUAACAGACUACAACAGUUACAAACUGAUUCGACCCCUGUAUCAGCAUAUACGUAAAAUGUACCCUGACACUAAAGUCCCUGUGAUCAUUGUUGCUAAUAAGAGUGACCUAUUGCAUGCCAGACAAGUUCAAACUAAUGAUGGAAUCCAAUUAGCAAAUGAGCUUGGUGCAACGUUCUUAGAAAUCUCUACCAGGGAAAACUAUGAGGAUGUGUAUGAUGUUUUUCAACAUGCCUACAAAGAGGUGAGCAAACUGCAUAUGAACAAUAAUGGAGAAAAACGAAGAGGAUCAAUUAUUCCACGCCCCAAGUCACCCAACAUGCAAGAUUUAAAACGACGUUUCAAACAAGCUCUUUCUUCCAAAGUGAAAUCUGGUGCCACGUUAUGAUGUGGAAAAAACAAUCAAGCCCAGUGGAUAACAAGCAGAAUUGCACAGUAUUCAUAUGACUUUGUAAAUGGUGCAUUUUGCCUCCAGCAAGAUUAUAAACAUAGUUUUAAAUGAUGGCAGUGCAAUGUUGAUUAUUACAGUGAUUGACUCACUGUGGAGCAAGGUUGACCUGAGGGCAUUGACUAUCUCUUUACAUGCUAAUGCUCAACGAAUUUCUGCUACUACAGUGUAGCAAUGUAUUGUUUGUGAAUGUCUUGUGUUGACCCUUGAAAAGAUAGCAGAAUAGUUUUUCUAAUGUUGCCAAUAAUAACUUUUCAGAAUGUGUAAUGGAGCGUAUUCGUUGUAUGGUACAGUUAUAUUGAGUCUUGCAAUACAUUGUGAAGUAAGUGAAAUAUGAGGACGGACCUGGGACAACAGAAUAGUCAAAGAUUUUAAAAACUGCUACAGAUUUUGGGAGAUUGGAGUGUAAGCAAAGCAAAUUAUGUAGGAGAUCAGGUGAAAGAAUUCUCAACAGUCUCUGUUGCCAUUAUGAAGUUGCAACUAGCCUUUGGAAUUUUAUGAUUUGUGGAUUCCAUCUAAGAAAAUGUAAUUAUUUU